This is a messenger RNA of Myiozetetes cayanensis, 3180 nucleotides long. RefSeq names its product prostaglandin E synthase 3 (gene PTGES3). Gene Ontology annotation, molecular function: prostaglandin-E synthase activity; protein-folding chaperone binding; Hsp90 protein binding. Gene Ontology annotation, biological process: telomerase holoenzyme complex assembly; telomere maintenance via telomerase; protein folding. The coding region runs from base 1684 to 2343 and encodes 219 amino acids. The record is from RefSeq and is a predicted model, not a curated record. NCBI's taxonomy places the organism in Eukaryota, Metazoa, Chordata, Aves, Passeriformes, Tyrannidae. The transcript has 8 exons. Gene Ontology annotation, cellular component: nucleus; cytosol.
GCUGGACGGCGUUGGGAGCAGCUGGAAGGUGUCCCUGCCCGUGGCGGGGGUGCAACGGGAGGAGUUUUAGGGUCCCGUCCACCCGGACCGUUCCGCGAUCCCCUGGAAGGCCGAGGAAUAGCGCGGAAGCCCCUCAGGGGCGGGUGGAAGCGCAGGGGCCCGGCACGGAGCCCCCCCGGCGGCGGGGACAGCCCCGGUGCUGCCCGGGGGGACCGCUGGAUCCGCUCCACGUGCGUCCCGCGCGGGAUCCCGAAUGAACCGCCCUCCCCGGGGCCCUCCCGGGGCCGCCGCGGCCACCCCGGAGCGGCGGGAGCUGCCCCUGGCACAGCUCCGGCUCGGUGUCAGCGCUCGCUCAGAACGCGCGGGGAAGACCAGCCCGGAUUUUUUUGAUGCGACUUUUAAGAGGGGAAUGUGGCCGCGGAGGGGAAGGCUGCGCUGCCCCCGGAGAUGCCGUUCCCCCACCUCCAGCGGCAGGACAAGGGGGACGGGCUUCAGAGUGCCAGAGGGCAGGGGUAGGUGGGAUACCGGGAGGAAAUUCCUCCCUGUGGUGAGGGUGGUGAAGCGCUGGAAUGGAUUUCCCAGAGGCUGCCCCUUCUCUGGAAGUGCCCAAGGCCAGGCUGGACAGGGCUGGGAGAAACCUGGGCUGGUGGAACGGGAUGAGCUUUACGGUCCCUUCCAGCCCAGACCGUUCCGUGGCUCUGUGACCUCCGUGUGUCUGGCUGGAAUGACUGGAGGUGGUCUGAGGACAGAGUUACCCCUCAGGGACUGGUGGCUUUUCGUCCCUCGUGUUCUGAAACCCCAGAGGAUGGAGCUGCUUCAUCCUAACAUGACUGAAAGCGAGAGGGACGUGUUAAAGUUGGACUUUCUCGUUUAAUUUCUGUAAAGUUCAUCAUCCUGAAACUGCAGCCUCUGCUUGGAGUCGUCUAAAAUCUAAAAUGAGGCUUUUUUUUUUUUUUUUUUAGUUAAAAAAGCCCCUUUCCGGGGUUUACAAGUGGAAAGAAAGCUGGUUUAGUAAAACAGGUUUUAUUGCUGUCUGGGGGGUAAAUUCUGUCGGGAAUCCGACUCCUGCAGUGUCCUCGGGCUGUGGGAGCUGCCAGGAUGCUCCCAGGAAACAAAGGCAGGGUUCCGUAGGCACAGGGUACGAGGAGCACGAGGACAGGUUUGGAAACUACAAACGGUGAGAUUUGAGAUUCCACUCGAGAGCUGAGAAGCUGCUGCUGUGGCAGAGGCAGGAAUAUCCACGGAUAUCCAGGGAUAUCCAGGCUAGAAGCACAGCCCCCACGGAGCCACCGUGGAUCAGGCAGGGCCAGGAGGGCUCUGGGGUGAAGCUGAGCCUCCACCUUGCCCAUCAGUGUUGACAGGAAGCUUCUGGAACCUGUUCCACGGUGCUGGAAUCUCAACUGCCAUCGGAAUGCGGGGACUGGAAGAGCCUGAGGAGCUCGGGAAGUCCCCAAAACCCGGGUGGAUGGGACAGAGGGAACCCUCUGGAAUGGAACACAGCGCCCUGUUCCCUGGGAACCGCGCAGGAGGGAGCACGCUGAGGUUGCCUCCUCCUUCCCAGAGAACUCAGUCCCAGGGCUGGGGGGUAACCAGAGCCCCCUGGGCAGGAGGCAGGGACAGAGCUCUGUGUGUGCAACAGGUGACUCUGCUGCCGAGUGCUGGCGGUGUCUGUGAGGGGAGGAGAUGGUUCCGUGGGGGUGUGGGAACAGCUCUGGAGCGCUGGGAGCACGUGCAGGGCUGCUGUGUGUGGUUUGUCUCCUGGGAAUCUCCGUGUGGGCAGGAGACGCCAACGAGCCGCGGCUUCCGCCUCGUCCCAGCCCUGGGCGGCAGCUCCGGCGCGUCCUGCGCUGCUGGUUGGAACGGCGACCUGCCUCUGCAAAGUGGUACGACCGGAGGGACUACGUUUUUGUCGAGUUCUGUGUUGAAGACAGCAAAGAUGUUAAUGUAAAUUUUGAAAAGUCCAAGCUCACGUUCAGUUGUCUUGGAGGAAGUGAUAAUUUUAAACACUUAAAUGAAAUCGACCUUUUUAAUAAUAUCGAUCCAAAUGAAUCGAAGCAUAAAAGAACAGACAGAUCCAUCUUAUGUUGUUUACGAAAAGGAGAGUCUGGUCAGGCAUGGCCAAGGUUAACAAAAGAGAGGGCAAAGCUCAACUGGCUCAGCGUGGACUUCAACAACUGGAAAGACUGGGAAGAUGAUUCAGAUGAAGACAUGUCCAAUUUCGAUCGCUUUUCCGAGAUGAUGAACAACAUGGGUGGAGACGACGACGUAGAUUUGCCAGAAGUAGAUGGGGCAGAUGAUGACUCACCAGACAGUGAUGAUGAAAAAAUGCCGGAUCUGGAGUAAGGAAAACUGUCGUCUUCAGGGUUUUGGGGAAAGAACUUCAUCACAACAUUUCAUAAUUGAGAUAAGAAUUCCUGAGUUGAUAGCCCUAAAGGGAGAUCCUGCAUCCUUUAACCCAUUUUCAGUCCAUUUUAAAUGGCUUCACUGAUGGUAGGUGUGUCCCAUGGCACGGGGCGGUCUUAAGCCACGAGAGGCAAUAACGUUAUGCAUGAACCGUUUUCCAGACUUCCAAAAACAAAAAAACAAAACGAAACCCCCCCAAUUGAGGUGUAGGCAAUCCGUACAGAACAGUUGCAAUAAAGUUUACAGAGCCUCCUUGCCUCGUAGCAGAUGUAAUUGCAAUGGGAGAACCCCUCAAUUUACGCCAAAUGGUUAACGAGCAUUUUCCCCCCUCUCCUCCUCCUCCUCCAUGGCCUGAAACUGUCCGUUUGUACUGGGAACAAAACUUGUUGUCAUUGGCUCCCCAAAUCCAGCAGGCGAGGCAACAUCCCCCCUGUGGCGUCUUCAGGUCUGUUCCACUAAAGUUCGUAUUGAAAAGGAAAACCUAAAACCCCUCCUAGUUUGGUGUUGGGCCCCCCCCGAGCGGCACCGGUGGCCGGAGCCUGUCCCUGGUUCCAUGUGACCCCCCCAGAGCUCCCCCCUCCUCGCCCGGGGUGAGUGGCUGUACAUUGUUUGCUUUGUCAAUCUGUACAUUUAGACCAAAUCGUAUUUGCACUGUGGGUUUGGCAGCGAGUGACAGACCGUGGGGCCUGCGACCGGGCUGAGAAACCUCAAUUUAUGUUCAGAGCAGCUGGGAUUUUUUUAAUGUCUGCAUUCUUUCUAAUAAACUGUUGAAGACUC